UUAUUUCUGCAAAAUAUAUCCAAAAAAUUUAAUGUUUCUUCACAAUCAUGCAAUUCUCUUAGCUCCAUCCCUCUCUCUAGAAACUUUGAAAAAAGGGGCAAAAAUAAUUUUCAGUUGGAGAAAAGGGCAUUGAAUGAGAAACCCAGAAGCCCAUUUUUCAGCGGUGGACACACAAAAAAUUCGCAACUCCGAACACUGAGCAAUGUCGUCGGUCGACAUUGACGGAAUUUUGUUUAACACGAAGGAGCUCGAUCGCCUGCGGAAGGAGCAGGAGGUCGUCGUUCUUGAGAUAAACAAGAUGCACAAGAAGCUCCUCGCCACUCCUAAAGUGGUUGAGAAGCCUGGGGAUAAUUCAUUGUCAAAACUGAAGCAUUUAUAUACACAAGCAAAACAACUUUCAGAGGAUGAAGUGAGCGUUUCCACAACCUUAUUGGGCCAACUUGAAUCUUUGCUGCCCGCUGGACCUCCUGGGCAACCAAGGAGAAGGAUAGAGAAACCGAAAAGAAUGAAGGCAGAUUCAGAUAAUGCUCGGCUUUCACCUGCUAUGAGAAACCUCGAGGCUUGUGCUAAUAUGAAAGAUGAACAGGUGGCAGCCAGGGUGACGCCAGAUGGGGCUGAGAAGGACGAAUGGUUUAUUGUAAAAGUGAUACAUUUUGAUAAGGAGACAAAACUAUUUGAAGUACUAGAUGAGGAGCCAGGUGAUGAAGAUGAAGGUGGAGGGCAAAGAAAAUACAAGUUACCAAUGUCAGCCAUCAUUUCCUUUCCGAAACGAAAUGAUCCUUCUACUGUCCCUGAAUUCCUACCUGGAAGACGAGUGUUGGCUGUUUAUCCAGGAACAACUGCUCUUUAUAGGGCAACAGUUGUCAAUGGUCAUCGCAAGAGGAAGACAGACGAGAUGUUACUUGUUGGAAUUCGACGAUGACGAGGAAGACGGGUCGUCGACGUUGCCCCAAAGAACAGUACCCUUCCAUAAAGUGGUGGCCUUGCCUGAAGGACUACGCCAGUAAGCUCCCUGUAUUUAUUUUGUGAAUAAAAUAUAAGGUUGUAUGUAAAUCGUAGACCAAAAAAUUCGACUUAAUUUGUGUUUAAAUUUGAGAGAUGAUAAUGUAUUCAGUACAUUCACACAAGCUCUAACAAUGGUGAGGAAAAACCCAUGAUACGUCCUCAUGGGUGGAUGUUCGCUAAAUUAUAACAACAAUAACACCUUGUUCUAUCUUCAAAUAA
Benincasa hispida (wax gourd) is the source of this 1224-nucleotide messenger RNA. Lineage: Eukaryota; Viridiplantae; Streptophyta; Magnoliopsida; Cucurbitales; Cucurbitaceae. The record is from RefSeq and is a predicted model, not a curated record.